This is a messenger RNA of Chiloscyllium plagiosum (whitespotted bambooshark), 5064 nucleotides long. Lineage: Eukaryota; Metazoa; Chordata; Chondrichthyes; Orectolobiformes; Hemiscylliidae. The record is from RefSeq and is a predicted model, not a curated record.
AUGGUUGUUUUCUUUCUUUCUCUCUCCUCCACACCCAAGAUUCAGGGUUAUUUUGCUGCCUGUGAGGAGGAGACACCAGCAAUUCGAAACCAUGACAAGGUGCUGCAGAGGCUGUGUGAACAUCUGGAUCAUGCACUACUUUAUGGUUUGCAGGACAUUUCCUCUGGGUACUGGGUAUUGGUCGUCCAUUUUACACGGAGUGAAGCGGUGAAGCAGAUUGACGUGCUGCAGCAUGUAGCUACGAACCUUGGUCGCAGUCGGGCCUGGCUGUACCUUGCAUUAAACGAGAAUUCUCUGGAAAGCUACCUGAGGUUAUUCUGGGAAAAUCAAAACCUGCUUCAUAAGUACUACUUCAAGAAUGCCUUAGUCUGCAGUCAUGAUCACCUGACUCUCUUCCUCACAUUAGUGUCUGGCCUGGAAUUCAUUCGAUUUGAGUUGGAGUUGGACGUUCCCUACCUGGACCUGGCUCCAUAUAUGCCAGAAUAUUAUAAGCCGCUGCACUUGCUGGACUUUGAAGAGCGCCUGCCCAAUUCUGUGCAUGGUUCUGACAGCCUGUCACUCAAUUCAUUCAACUCUGUCACCUCCACUAAUCUAGAAUGGGACGAUAGUGCCAUCGCACCCUCCAGUGAGGAUUAUGAUUUUGGAGAUGUCUUUCCAGCAGCACAGUCCAUACCCAGCACAGACUGGGAAGAGGGUGAAUUGACGGACACAGUCAGCAGCUGUCCCCGAUCUGGAACUUCAGAGAGUCUGCCAUCAAACAACAAAACUAGGAGUCCAACUCUGCGCUACAACCCCUUCAAUAAUGAGACCGAGGGAUCUAUCCUUACAUCAAGUGACACUGUGGUGCCAAGUUCUGAGCCCCAGAGAGAAGAGAGCACACCAGAUCUCCAGGAGAAUAGUGCAGACCUUGAAGUAAUUAGAUUGGCAAAGAAGAGGAGAAUACCCAAAAAGAAGAGAACAAAAUCCGAGGAACAAAUUCUAGAUUCUAAAACUACAGAGGUACAACUAUUGACAGGAGAAAGUGCAAAGUCCAAACAGAGCAGUGAUGCUGAACUAGAAGAACAGAAUGAAAAACUGGGUUUACAGAAAUCCCAAGGGAUUGACACUGGUGAAGAGAAUUGCAACUCCCAGGGCAAGAUGUCACUAGUGACACAUAGCGAGUCUGAUGCGGAUGCUCCUCAGCCAGGUCUGUUAAUACCACAGAUGAAGGACACUUCUAUGAACAGUGUCGGGAAUCCCUUGAGCAAGGUGAUGGAGCAGCUCAAUGGAACGUUGGAUGCAAAAACCUGGAUGUCAGAUAGUGAUCACCUACCUGAGCAGCCCUUUCGGACUUCUGUCCCGGGGGAAGCCCCGGAUGAACCUCCGUUUAGCCAAUAUAGUGAGCGGAUGCCACCUGCCGUGGAUUUCUACAAGUUUACCGUCGAAAGUCCAAGUGCUCCUGGAACAGGUAGCUGCCACUAUGACACUACAGGGGAAAGCCAAUCAGCGCAUGUUUUUAGUGGCCAUGAAACUGCUGACGCAGAAAUGUGCAAAGGAGAGAAAAUCCCUCCUGUAGACGAGUCAGACAGCCACAGGACAGAAAAUGCAGAGGCUCUUCCAGAACGGGAUAAACAGGCUGAUGUUGAAACCGGCAAAAUAUCAGAGGCCAGCUUGGAGCAAUUGCAAAUUCAGACCAUGAGCUCUGAGAGUACAAAGGAGGAAGAGAAAGCUCAAAGCAGUCCCUCUGAAUUAACCCAUCCUGCUGACUUCAGGGUUGACAAUAAUUUGCUGCUUUUGCUGAUGAUUCACGUUUUCAAGGAGAAUGAAGAGCAACUUUAUAAGAUGAUGCAAAUGUGGACAGGUCACAUGGAAGGGAAUUUACAGUUGCUUUAUGUGUUGUUGACUGACUGUUACAUCUACUUGUUGAGAAAAGGAGCUGCAGACAAGCCCUAUGCAUUGGAAGAAGCUGUGUCUUACAAUGAGCUUGAUUACAUUUCGGUGGGGCUUGGUCAGCAGACCAUUCAGCUUGUUUGCACCAACCGGCGGAGGCAGUUCCUGCUUGACACAGCAGAUGAAUCUCUUUCAGAGUUUUUCCUUGCUGCCUUGAGAUCUGCCAUGAUUAAGGGCUGCAGAGAGCCUCCAUAUCCCAGCAUCCUUACUGAUGCAACUAUGCAGAAACUGGCACUGACUAAGUUUGUGGCCCAGGAGUCAAGCUGUGAGGGGUCAGAAGUGACUAUCCAUCUCUAUAGUUUGAUUCAUUGGGAGGAUCCCAUGGAUGUAACUGCAGGGCCACAGAGGAAUGUCUACAUGGCACAUGGAAAUACUGUUACAAAAGAAGGAAUUCUGCAUUACAAGGCUGGCACCAGUUAUUUGGGCUCACCAAUCUGGAAGUCCUCAUAUGUAGUGCUUAGCAACGGAAUCCUCUACCAGUAUCCCGACAGGAUAGAUGUAACGCCACUUAUGUCAGUAAACUUGGCUGGAGAACAGUGUGGAGGCUGUCGCAGGUCCAGCACAACUGAGCGACCGCACACGUUCCAGGUGAUUCUAACUGCGCGCCUGGCUUUGGAACUCAGUGCUGAGAAUGAAGAAGAGAUGGCUGACUGGAUGCAGCACCUUUGUCAGGCAGUAUCAAAAGGGAUCAUUCCCCAGGGCAUUUCACCCUCUCCAUGCAUCCCAUGCUGCCUCGUUGUGACUGACAGGAUGCUGAUUACUUGCCAUGAGGACUCUCAGACCAGCUUCUUCCGAUUAUUGGGCAGCGCUGAACUAACGAGUGUCAACAGCAUCUCCACCAGUCCUGGCAGAGAGUACUGUGUGAUGGAGAUGUCUGAUGAUCAGAAAUCUCCUCCGUGGUUCCUGUAUUUCAGUUGUGCUGAAGAGCUGCAACAUUUUCUUACUGCAUUGAACAUUGCAUGGAGGAAGAUCUACCAGGUGGAUCUACCUCAGAAAUCGCUUCAAGAUCCCUCCAUUCAGAAGAAAUGUGAUGACGCAGUCCUGCUCAUUCGGACCACGUGGCAGCGAAGUGAUAGUCUUUCACGUGGACGUGCUGAACGUGAACCAUGGUGUUGAGCACCUUGGAACACUGGCCAUAUGGUGCAAUAAUGCUGCAACUGUUACUGACUUACUGCAUUUCCAAAUGUGUGAGAGCAGUGGUCUUCCUGGAGGUGUGGAGAGGAAAAUGGGAUGUAAAAGGAAAUGGUACCAAUCCAAAUGGACAAACUGACAAUUCUUUGGAAAUACAUCAACAAUGUCAUUUAUUAGAAAGGAUGAAGAGGAGGGAACGGAAGAGAUUUUGAAUGAAACUCUGCUUAUUGAGCUGGGAAUAGGUGUGCUUUCACACUUUCAGUUGUGAAAUGUGUGCAUUCUCAAUGAAUUUGUCUGAUGGCUUCACCAAGAUACAUUCAAUGAACAUCACAUCUCUGAAAGCUUGUUACCUAACUGCAUGACUGUCUCCUUCAUUAAGAGUUUUUUUUUUAUAAAGAGUUGCUUGAGCAAAAUCAAAUCAUUUCUUCUUUGGAGAAGUUCAAGGACUAGUGUGCAAAGAUCAAGGGAACCUGAGAAACACUUCUCUCUGAAUCACUGCCUUUUGUUGCUGAAACACUCACCUAUGUUUCUAAAAUGGAACAGGUGAUGUUUUAAAUGUCUUUGCAUCCCAGUCUCUGAAUGCCUACUUGUAACAGUCUGAAGGUUUUAGGGAAUUUUUGUUUUCCCCAAUGUCAGUGACUUAAAAGACUGGAUAUCAUCAUGUGAUGUAUAAUCACAGCUUUGGGCCUUUCCAGAUUUUAGGAUCUAAUUUUUAUAGACAAAAGUGCUUUUAUUAAGUUAUACUGUUUAAGUCUGGCUGCACUCCGGUCACUUUUAAAUGAAGCCUCUUAAGGUUUAAUCUGUAAAUAUGUUUCAGUUGUGUCCCAUGAGGUCAGUGUCUAUAAAGCUCAGUUUCUGACCUUCUUCCUGGUAAAUGGAGAAUCUUGCACAAGAUAUUUUUCAUUAAUGGAGACUCUCUGGACUGUGGUUCCUAUCUUUACAUCUGGUGAAGCAACCACUGCAUCCUCUGCUUUAAUUCGAGUGUCAAAGAUGCUGUUUAAAUGCAAAUGCACUACUAGAUUGAACUGAUAAUUGGUAAUAUGACGAAAGCAUUUUUAUUUUCAGCCAACUCAGUGAGGUUGGAUUUUCCAACUAUAUGUCAGAAAAAAUCAUAUGCAAGAAAUGGCAGGUAGGAAAGAGUUGUUGAUCUGUAGCUCAAGUUAGAUGUUGUAUUUUGAGUCGUGUCAAAAAUUCAAAGCUUUCCCCACUUAUAUCAUGUAUUUUACUAAACGAUUCAUUCAUUUAAAGUACAGGUAGACAAUCCUUUAUACGAAAUCCUUGGGACCAGCUGUCUUUUGGAUUUCAGAAUUUUUUUUGGAUAAAGGAUUAAAUUACAUUUUCAUAGUAAAAUAAAAAAAUUACCAAACAGCAGACCUGCCUGUGAUUACUACGAGUGCUGAGACAGAAUUGACGCCUGCCCAGUGCUGGGCAACACUGCUACUUCACAUCUGAGCAACGUAGGUUGAGUGGGUAUGGAGUUGGGUUAACUGUUUGCAUGCCAAACAACCUUGUUCUGGAGAGAAAAAGCUUCACGAUAAAUGUUCGGAUUUCGGAAUUUCAGAUAAAGGAUUGUCUACCUGUGGUAGUUCUAACCUGGAAACAGUUCCAUUGCUGAGAUUGUAGAUAGGUAAUAGACAUUAGGUGCAGGAGUAGGCCAUUCUGCCCUUCGAGCCUGCACCACCAUUCAAUAUGAUCAUGGCUGAUCAUCCUUAAUCAGUAGUGGAAUAGUGUGCAAAUAACAAAUACAUGCACCAAUGUUUACAAGAGCUCCUGUAUAACAGUAACAUUUACAGUGGUAUGUUUGAAAGUUUCUCAGGCAAAGGUACCAACUCCUUGGCCAGAAGGCCCAGGCCUAUGCGGACCAAGCAAAUCUCAGUGCUGUUUUCAGCCAGUUAUUAUCUGUCUUGUAUAACGAUAUAAACUCUCUAUUCUUUUGCUGCCACUAGGCACUGUGAAUAUACUGCAGUGUAGUGUUCAUUACCCCAUCUCAAUCUAGUGGCAGUA